AUGGACGUCACGCAGCAGCUGGAAGCCGACGCGGGCUUCAUGGACAAGUACAGCCGCCAGAUCGGCGCGUUUGGACUCGAGACGAUGGCCAAGUUGGUGAAGCUCCGGGUUCUCGUCGUUGGGCUGCGGGGCGUGGGCAUCGAGUGCGCCAAGAACCUGAUCCUCGCCGGCCCCAGCGCCAUCACGCUGCACGAUGAGGGCGUUGCAGAGACGAGGGACUUGGGCACCAACUUUUUCCUGACCGAGGAGGACGUGGGGCAGCCACGCGCCUCUGCUGUCUCGCACAAACUCGCGGAGCUCAACAAGAUGGUGUCGGUGGCCGUGCACGAGGGACAGCUGACCGAGGACGUGGUGGCGGCGCACAACGUGGUGGUCUUUUCGCACACGAGCCGUCAAGAGCUGGUGCGCUGGAACCACUUUUGUCGCUGUCAGUCGCCGCCCAUUGGAUUCAUUGCGUGCGACGUUCGUGGGGCUUUUGGCUACGCGUUCACUGACUUUGGUGAGGAGUUUAAGAGCUUUGACGCCACGGGGGAAGCGCCGAUUACUCGUAUUAUCACGGACAUUACGACUGACGUGGACGGAGCGCUGUCCAUUUUGGGCCCCGAUGAGGACGGCAAGAUGCACGAGAUGCCGGACUCGGACCACGACGGGUGGAUUGACAUUCGUGACGUGCAGGGAAUGAAGCUGAAGAGCGACCCGAAUCAGUCCAUCAAUACGAUGGGUCCGCGUCGCAUCGAGUUUGCCAACAAGAAGGCGUUUCGCAAUGGUAAAGAGGUAGAAGUCUUUGACGCGUACCGUCUCAAAAUCGGUGACACAUCGGACUUUACACCGUAUGAAGGUGGAGGCAUGUUUACGCAGCAUAAGAAGCCGUUCAUGGUCAAUUUCAAAUCGCUAGAAGAGUCGCUGGUCUCUCCGGUGCCCGCAGGCGAGUUUGGCCUUGCGUUCACGGAUGGGGCCAAGUUUGGGCGUGCGGAGCAAUUGCACAUCAUCAUGUGGAGUCUUAUGGAAUUCGAGGAGCGUCACGGACGUUACCCGAAGCCACACAAUGAUGCGGAUGCAGAUGAAGUUGUGGACAUUGCCAAGAUGGGUAUUCAGCACGUUUCCGAUUAUACUCGCGAAGGUGCGCAUCAACAGGAGGUGAUGCGGCUUGAGGAGCUGGACGAGACGCUAGUGCGACAAGCUGCUUUCUACUCUGCGAUCGAGCUGCAUCCUCUUGCUGCUUUCUAUGGCGGUGUGAUCGCUCAGGAAGUUGUCAAGUUCACUGGCAAGUUCACGCCAUUGAAGCAAUGGCUGCAUUUGGAUGCGUUUGAGGUCUUGCCUGAUAAACGUCCCACGGAUGCAGAGCCAAUUGGUUCGCGAUAUGACCACAUUAUUGCAGCCUUUGGUUUAUCGUUCCAAAAGAAACUUGGAAACGUUCGUACAUUCCUGGUAGGGUGUGGUGCGCUUGGAUGUGAGUACCUGAAGAACUUUGCCAUGAUAGGCGUUGCGUGCGGCGAACAUGGUCUUGUGACUGUCACAGACAACGAUCGGAUCGAAGUGAGCAAUCUGAAUCGUCAAUUUCUCUUUCGAGAGCACAACGUGGGCCAGCCCAAGUCCGUAGCUGCUACGGCUGCCGUUCAUCAGAUGAAUGCUGAUCUUAAUGUGAAAACCCUUGAGCAGUUGGUGGCUCCGCAUACAGAAAACGUUUUCGACGACGACUUUUGGACAGGCGUGGACAUCGUCACGAACGCCCUGGAUAAUGUGAAGGCACGAUUGUAUGUGGACAGCAAGUGUGUCUUUCACAAAUUGCCAUUGUUGGAAAGCGGAACACUAGGCACGAAGUGUAACGUACAGGUUGUGAUCCCCUACAAGACACAGAGCUACGCAGAUGGUCCGAAGGAUGCUGAAGGUGACGGUAUCCCAAUGUGCACGUUGCGAAACUUCCCUUCGCUCAUUGAACACUGCAUCGAGUGGUCGCGCGCGCAGUUCGAAGACUUGUUUGUUGUGCCGACCGCAGAAGCGAAGAAAUUUGUCGAGGAUCGCGCAGCUUAUUUGAGCCAGAUCGAGAAGGCGACCCUGGAAAACUCGAAUGCGAAACUCGUUCCAGCAGCUAUCGUGCAAGAGCUUGACCGCCUCCGUGACCUACGUGCCACCCUGCAGAUAGCGAGAGGUGUCACGUUCGAGAAGUGUGUCGAGCUGGCGUUCAAGCUCAUGACGUCGCGCUUCCGUGACCGUAUUCUGCAGCUCAUUCACAACUUCCCGGAGGACCAUUUGACUAACUCGGGCGAGAAGUUUUGGUCCGGGGCGAAGCGUUUUCCGCAAGCCGUGGAAGACUUUGACCCCACGAAUCCGCUGCACCUGAACUUUGUUCGCGCCACUGCUAACAUUUUAGCUGUUUGCUACGGCAUUCAACCGCCUCCUGAGCAAGAGUUGGUCGCUGCUGAUGCCAAGUGGCGUGACCCGUCUACGUUCGCAGAGUUUGGCAGCAACUAUGUCCCGCCGGCAUGGAAGCCGUCAAACGAGAAGAUUGCCGCCGACUCGGAUGAAAUCAAGCGUCUGGAGCAGGAGAAAAUCAAGAACUCGAGCGAUUCUGAUAAGAACGAGCUCAUUGCGCUGAUGGAUGAGCUCAGAGCGUUCGAUCUCUCGGGUUUGUCGUUCGAGCCGGCAGAUUUCGAGAAGGAUCAGGACAUGAACUUCCACAUUGAUUUCAUUUACGCGGCAUCCAACUUGCGGGCCUUCAACUACCGCAUCCGCGAUGCGUCGCGUCACAAGUGCAAGAUGAUUGCGGGCAAGAUCAUUCCAGCCAUUGCAACUACGACAGCGUCCGUGACCGGCCUAGCAAUGCUAGAGAUGCUGAAGCUAGUACAGCGCAAGGAGCUGGAGGCUUUCAAAGACUCAUCGAACUCGCUGGGGCUGAACAUGUAUCUGAUGCAGGAACCAGCGGCCCCUGCUCGUGCAAAGGAUGAGUACGAUGUAGUGGAAAUGUCCGAGGUGAAGUGCAAGCCUCCUGGAUUCACGAAGUGGGACUCUACUGUCAUCGACUUGACGCCUGGGUCGACCCUCGACGACUUUCUUGUUCUGUUCAAAGCGAAGACGGGGCUCAACUGCGACUUGCUGUUCCACCGCGUGGCAGAAAUGAGCAACGCCGGCGCCGGCGACAAGGACCCGCGCUACCGCGCGGUCAGCGGCUUGAUGCUCUAUGACCGCAACGCCUAUGGCAAAGCGUUGCAAGACCUCUAUGCCAGCCAGAUGGCACAGCCGUUGCGUGCCUUUGUGGAGUCGCGUUACGAAGGACUCGUGGACUGCAGCCGCAAGUACAUUGAGCUGCAGACGUCGUGCACUGACGACGCCGACAACGUGUACAAGGUGCCGACAGUCAUUUGCAAGUUCGGCUAG
Hyaloperonospora brassicae is the source of this 3375-nucleotide messenger RNA. The record is from the annotation of a GenBank genome assembly. Lineage: Eukaryota; Oomycota; Peronosporomycetes; Peronosporales; Peronosporaceae.